GCAUUUGUGCUAGAGAUUCGAUUAGACUGGAAGAAUGUUUUUGUACGAUGUGAUUCUUGUAAAUUGCUUCUGCUUCAAUUAUGUUGAAGGAAGUGCAGCACAUUCUGCUUGCCAUCUUUUUUAUGAAAUGGACAGAUUUUUCUUGUUUCUUCUCCUAGUUUUUAAGAGUAAUGGAAUUCUGAGAAUACCCAAAAUGUUAUCGACUGUUAAUGUUUGUAUAGUUUCCAUUCUCUUGUAUCUUGCUUUCAAAAGGGUAUUAAGGACUGCAAGUGAAUAACACUGCACAUCUUCCUUGAACUUAAAUCACAAACAUAAAAUGUCAUUGGCAUCCACUAAUCAUCUCAAUCUGACAGCAUUAUGUAGAGAGGGCCAGUUGGAGAAGGCGCUGCACACUCUGCUUAUUACACACAAUCCCCCUGAAGACAAAUCUACGUAUCUUCAAUUAUUGCAGACCUGUAUUCUCAAGAAUGCGCUUUUACAAGGACAAAAAGUCCACUCUUUCAUUGCUCACAGGCGAUUUGUUUUUGUUAUACGCACGACUUUUCAUACUAAGCUUAUUUACAUGUAUGUCAAGUGCGGAAGUUUGGUGGGUGCCCGUAAAGUAUUUGACGGCAUGAAAGAACGAGACAUCGUCUCAUGGAAUACGAUAAUUGCAGCGUACAGAAGUCAUGGGUAUCCUCGUGAGUCAGUCACACUGUUUCACCAAAUGCAACAGACAGGUCUCCAACCCGAUCGGUUUACAUUUGCCAGUGUACUGCCAGCCUGUGCCAAAAUGGGAGCUUUGGAACAGGGUAUUGAUAUCCAUAAAAGCGUAGAGAACAGAGGAAUUUCGUCAGAUGUUUUAGUUGCAACUGCCCUGGUAGACAUGUACGCAAAAUGUGGAAGCAUAGACAAAGCAUGUGAGCUGUUUGACAGAAUGCCUCGAAGAAAUGAGAUCUCAUGGAAUGCCAUGAUUGCAGGAUAUGCACGAAAUGGAUUUGUUGAGAAGGCUUUAGAAAUAUUCAAGCAAAUGCAAUUGGCAGGUGUAAAGCCAAAUUCCGCAACAUUUGCCAGCAUCCUCCCUGCCUGUGCCAAAAUGGGAUCUUUGGAACAGGGAAUGGACAUCCAUAAAAGCAUAAAGGAUAGACGAAUUUUGUCAGAUGUUGUAGUUGCAACUGCCCUGGUAGACAUGUAUGCAAAAUGUGGAAGUAUAGACAAGGCACGUGAACUCUUUGACAAAAUACCUCAAAGAAAUGUGGUUUCAUGGAACGCCAUGAUUGCAGGAUAUGCAAGAUGUGGAAGCGUAGACAAGGCACGUGAACUGUUUGAUAGAAUGCCUCAAAGAAAUGUGAUCUCGUGGAAUGCCAUGAUUGCAGGAUACGCACAAAAGGGAUCUCUUGAAAAGGCUUCAGAAACUUUCAAGCAAAUGGAAUUGGCUGGUGUAAAGCCCAAUUCCACAACCUUUGCCAGCAUCCUCCCUGCCUGUGCCAAAAUGGGGGCUUUGGAACAGGGUAUGGACAUCCAUAAAAGCAUAAAAGAUAGACGAAUUUUGUCAGAUGUUAUAGUUGCAACUGCCCUGGUAGACAUGUAUGCAAAAUGUGGGAGCAUAUACAAGGCACGUGAAUUGUUUGACAACAUGCCUCAAAGAAAUGUGGUCUCGUGGAAUGCCAUGAUUGCAGGAUAUGCACAAAAUGGAUAUGUUGAGAAGGCUUUAGAAACUUUCAAGCAAAUGCAACUGGCUGGUGUAAACCCAGACUUGACAACCUUCGCCUGCGUUCUCCCCGCCUGUGCCAAAAUGGGAGCUUUGCAACAGGGUAUGGAAAUUCAUCAAAUCAUGAAGGAUAGAGGAAUUUUGUCAGAUAUUGUAGUUGGAAAUGCUCUGGUAGACAUGUAUGCAAAAUGUGGAAGCAUAGACAAUGCAUGCGAACUGUUUAACAGAAUGCUCCAAAAAGAUGUCGUUUCAUGGACUGCAAUGAUUGCAGGAUAUGCACAAAAUGGAUUUAUUGGAAAGGCUUUAGAAACUUUCAAGCAAAUGCAAUUGGCAGGUGUAAAGCCAAAUUCCACAACUUUUGCUUGUGUUCUAUGCGCAUGCAGCCAUUCAGGUUUAGUGGAUGAGGGCUGUAAAUACUUCAAUCAUAUGACUAACCCUUAUCGCAUUACGCCUACAAUUGAUCAUUACGUGUGCAUGGUUGACCUUCUUGCCCGUGCUGGUUAUCUUGAGGACACCCUAAACUUUAUCAUUAAGAUGCCAGUGAAACCUGUGGUGGUUGUGUGGAUGUGUUUUCUUGGUGCUUGUAGAUCACAUAUGAAUCUAGGCCUAGGAGUAUUUACAGCGAUGCUGCUUUUUGAUUUGGAUCCUAGAAACCCUACAACUUAUGUUCUUCUCUCAAACAUUUAUGCAGAAGUGGGCAGAAGAAGUGAGGUUCAAAUGGUAAGGAGAUUGAUGAAAGAUAGUGGAAUUAAAAAGAUCCCUGGAUGUAGCUGGAUUGAAUGCCAAAAUAUGGUACAUGCUUUUUGUGUAGGAGACAGAUCGCAUCCACAGACUCUGGAGAUCUAUGCAAAAUUGGAGGAAUUGGCUUGGGAGAUGAAGGCGGCAGGUUAUUUUUCAGAUGCAAAACAUUUACUUAAUGAUGUGGAAGAAGAGGAAAAAGAAUUAUUUCUCUGUCACCAUAGUGAAAAGUUGGCAAUUGCAUUUGGUUUGUUAGAAACACCCUCUGGGACAACUAUUAGAGUUGUUAAGAAUCUUCGGGUAUGUACUGAUUGCCACACUGCAACAAAAUUUAUCUCCAAAAUUGUUGGAAGGGAAAUUGUUGUGAGAGAUGUGAACCGUUUCCAUCAUUUUAAACUGGGAGAAUGUUCUUGUGGAGAUUAUUGGUGAUGCUAAAUGAAACAAUAUGGAAAAUAGACUUGCACUUCAUCUUAGAUCUGCAGUAAUAAAGAAUGGACAAUAUUUUAUUUUCA
Messenger RNA from Cryptomeria japonica (Japanese cedar), 2940 nucleotides. RefSeq names its product pentatricopeptide repeat-containing protein At4g21065-like. The record is from RefSeq and is a predicted model, not a curated record. NCBI's taxonomy places the organism in Eukaryota, Viridiplantae, Streptophyta, Pinopsida, Cupressales, Cupressaceae. Gene Ontology annotation, biological process: RNA modification. The transcript has a single exon. Gene Ontology annotation, molecular function: RNA binding; zinc ion binding; protein binding. The coding region runs from base 317 to 2857 and encodes 846 amino acids.